CCAGUGGGGCGGCGGCAUCAUGACGGUGGGAGCCAAGCUCCGAAGCCAGGCGGCGAGCAGCUUCGCGCUCCGGGGGCCCCUGGGGCGCGCGCGGGCGGAGGGGGACGAGGAGGCGGAGCUGCCCGAGCGCUACGAGCCGCUGGAGGAGCCCGCGCCCGCCGCCGCCGACAAGCCCACGAAGAGGUACCGGCGGAAGCUGAGAAAGUACGGCAAGAACGUCGGGAAGGUCAUUACCAAAGGCUGCCGCUACAUUGUCAUCGGCCUACAAGGAUUUGCUGCAGCCUACUCUGCCCCCUUUGGAGUGGCCACCAGCGUGGUGUCCUUCGUGCGCUAACUGGAGUUCUUGUGGCAGGUGCCAUGACGAAUGACUGGAAGCCUCUGCUCUGGGGAUGGUGAGAAUCCAGGAACAUUUCAGACUUGGACUCACAGAAGAUGGGGAAAAUAUAUGCUUCUUGGUUGCAUUGAGAAUGAGUGUUAGGGAUGAGCCAUCCCAUCCGUCUGCUGAGCCUUUCAGGCAGACUCGAGGGUCAAUCCUGCAGUGAAUUAGGCUGAGAUUCAGUUUGGGACUAGGGCUACUUGGCUUCACAUGAAGACCCUUCCUGUGAAAGGUGGAGGCUGGCACAUGACAAAUCGAAAAAGUAAGGGAAGCAGUGUGGUGACUGGAGGAGGAAGAUGGAGGAGACCUGGAGUCUGGUGGCUUGCUAGAUUGUUAUGAAAAGAUGGGUGUGCACAGCCCUGGGCUACCUCACUGCCGAGAGCAGCAAAGGAGUCGUUCAUUUCUCCUUCCUCCGCCACUCUGUCACCAGGAGUUUAAUUACAGGCCUGAGAAGAAGGGAGGAGGAAAAGCCCCUCUUUGAAGGCUAUAAUGCUUUGAAAGUGGUAUUCACAGUUGUGUUAGACUGUUUAAAGUAGAUAAAAAGCAUGUCAUUUUCCCCAGCUCUGUAGAAAAAUGUAGCUGACUGUGAGAGGAGGAGGAAGGGCAAGUUCAGAGGCGGGCUGGACAGCUAGGACAGGUGAUCUGAGACGCUGUAACUGGUCUAAACCCCAUCUGACCUGGCCAGACUUCCCUGCAAAGGGGUGGCUAGUUGUGUAUGCCUAGCAGGCCCUAGCAGCGUCUAUUCAAUGCUGACGAAAGCCCAGCUCCUCCUUUCUGCCAGGCCAACUCAAUGUGGUCUGUCGUGGAACACAGGGAAUGAGGGAGUGGGCACAAAGCCAGGAAAUAAAAGUAUGGAUUUAGAGAAGGUACCAGUAAGUAGGAGGCAGGUGCUGAGGAAGUAGAAAUAAGGCCAGAAGGUCAAUAGAGGAGAAUAAUGGAAGUGAAUCUCGAGAGGGUCCAGCCUUUAAUGCUAGAUAGGGGCUGAAGGAUGCAGAAUGUGCAGAUGCUUAAUCUUCUGUGAGACUCAUGUAGCUUCCGCUGGCUACAUUUGUAGCCUCCUUUCCUUGGCUGCGCUGCCCCAUUUCACCACAUCUCACUUGGAUCGUUACGAGGAUGACACAUGUCAACGCUGACUCAUGGACUGCUGUGGCACACUGGGCCAAGAAGGAUGGAAGAAGCCCUUUGAAGAAUGUGAUGACCUUGGGUCAUGACUGUUGAAAGUAGUUAGGAAGAUCAAAGAAGAAGGAGGGUCUCUUGCAAUGUGCCUUUGCCAACCCCCGUGGCUACUGUUCAGACUGCUUCCAGAAUGUCUAAGAUCCUGACCAGUUGUUCUGAUCUCCCUGCAGGAUCAAUGGAGCCUCUUGCCCUCGGGCCUGCGUGGAAGGCCUCUACACUCCUGUGUCACCCAGCGGUCCAGCCAAGAGGCACUGGGUGGGAGAGAAGGGGCAGUGAAGAUGGGAAGAUAGAUAGAUGGGUCAGAGAGAAAUGGGGAGAGGACAGCGUGGUAGCUCUAGCUAGCUUGGUGAAGAUGUUUGGUGGCCCAAUCCGUACACCAUUCAUAUUAAUGAGGAAAGGAACAAACUAACGAUCCUGUGGUGAAAGUUGCUAAUGGCACAUUUUUACACAUACUUAUAGCUUGUUUGGCAAGGCUGGAAGUGAGGAAAAGGAGAGGCAGACGUGAACGGGAAGAAAAAGUCAAGUGUAGUUAGAGGGAAGAGAGUCAGAACCCCGGAGGGCUGUGGCUCACCUCACUGGAAGUGAGGGAGGUGUCCUAAAUGCUGUGGGGCCCCAGGCUGCUGGCUAUGUCCUCUGGGGAGGACACCCCAAGUUCCAAGAUUGUGUCUUUGUCUGGGAGCCUAUCCAAAGAAGAGCUCCCCCCACCCACCCCCAAAUUGGAAAAAAAAAAAAAAAACGACAGUCAAGCACAUCCAGUCCUAAAUUUCUCAGAAAGUCUGGUUAAGAAUUAACUCAGAAAUCUCCGGAGUUGAAACCUGGCAGGGAUUGUCCUAGAUGCCAGUUUCCCACUCCUGGCAGGUAGACUUCAAGCCCUGGCUCUUUGGGAUCGUUGAGCUGAAGGACUUGUAUCAAACUUUGCUGAUUACCUGCUUGCCUUCUGUUUCUCUCUUGAGCUUUUAAUACUGGGCCCGUACCCUGCUGAGAAUGAGUUUUGAACCUUCCCCAUUACUGACUUGUCCAAGAGGCUUCUUUUUUUUUUUUUUUUUUAAUCUUUUCUCUUGCCCUGUGGUAGAAAUAAAAGCCCCACUUACCUGA
Dipodomys ordii (Ord's kangaroo rat) is the source of this 2647-nucleotide messenger RNA. It is a transcript of the gene CUNH1orf115, whose product is annotated as chromosome unknown open reading frame, human C1orf115. Bases 20 to 334 code for a protein of 104 amino acids. The transcript has 3 exons. The record is from RefSeq and is a predicted model, not a curated record. NCBI's taxonomy places the organism in Eukaryota, Metazoa, Chordata, Mammalia, Rodentia, Heteromyidae.